Molecule: messenger RNA, 7144 nt
Organism: Xiphophorus couchianus (Monterrey platyfish)
Lineage: Eukaryota; Metazoa; Chordata; Actinopteri; Cyprinodontiformes; Poeciliidae
Gene: pcsk5b
Product: proprotein convertase subtilisin/kexin type 5b
Exons: 39
Coding region: 511-6336 (1941 amino acids)
Biological process (GO): peptide hormone processing
Cellular component (GO): trans-Golgi network; Golgi membrane
Molecular function (GO): serine-type endopeptidase activity
Source: RefSeq, a predicted model, not a curated record
UACUCUCCGGAUUGUCAGCCAGUUAUUUGCGGGGAGGCGCUGUAGCCAUUUCGCCACAUGAAAGCAUGAUGCGCUGAGCGACCAACAUCCGAGUAGUUGGUGGAGAAGAGAAAUCAGCUUUGAGAAGCUCCGCGCGCGCGCACACCCGCACCAACUCGCGCGCGAUUACGCACGGCGCACAGACACGCACACACUUCCUCCUCGUCCUCCGUGGAAAAAAAAGAGGGAGAGAGAGGAGCAGAGUGAGAGGGCACACAAACUUCCAACUCUCCCAUGUGGAAAGCAGAGGUUUGGAGAUAAGGUGUAUUUUUUUCCCCUCUUCGGAGCUUUCCCCCCCUCUGCCCCUCUCUUUCUCCCUCGGAGUGUUUUUCUUUUUCUCCUCUUUCCCCCUCAUCCCGGAUAUUUGUGUUCCUAUGAGAGUCUUGCUUGGCGAGAAGAGAAGUUUGGUUGUUUGCCUGGUCGGCUGAGGAGGAGGAGGAGAAGAAGAGUCUGGUUAAAAGUGGGGGGAAGAUGGUCCACAACGCCGCUUGGAGAAGGAGCUUCCUUUGCGUCCUGGCGCUCUAUCUCGGCUUUGCGUCCCCGCCGUGCAAAGCUCGGCUUUUCACGAACCACUGGGCAGUCAGGAUAGCCGGCGGACCCGAGGUGGCCGAUCGGAUAGCGGAAAAAUAUGGCUAUAGGAACAUGGGACAGAUUGGGGACCUCAAAGACCACUAUCACUUCUUCCACAGUCGGACUAUCAAGAGAUCAACUUUAUCAAGCCGUGGUCGCCAUAGUUUCAUCUCCAUGGAGCCCAAGGUGGAGUGGAUAGAACAGCAGGUGGUGAAGAGGAGGAUCAAGAGGGAUUACAAACCUGUCCCACCCUUUUCCCAGACGAGCCCCGCCCAGAACAGCGUGGCCCAGAACAACAUUUUCUACAAUGAUGCAAAGUGGAGCAGCAUGUGGUAUAUUCACUGCAGCGACGACGUCCACAACUGCCAGUCGGACAUGAACAUCAUGGGGGCGUGGAAGAGGGGCUACACGGGUAAAGACGUGGUGGUCACCAUUCUGGACGAUGGGAUUGAGCGGACCCACCCGGACCUUUCUCAGAACUACGAUCCUCAAGCAAGCUAUGACGUCAACAGCAAUGAUCUGGAUCCCAUGCCGCGAUACGAUGCAACCAAUGAGAACAAACAUGGUACACGCUGUGCAGGUGAAGUCGCUGCAGCUGCAAACAACUCUCACUGCAUUGUGGGUAUUGCCUACAAUGCCAGAAUAGGAGGUGUCCGAAUGCUGGACGGAGAUGUAACAGACAUGGUGGAGGCCAGGUCUCUGAGUCUCAACCCGCAGCAUAUUGAUAUUUACAGCGCCAGCUGGGGACCCGAUGACGAUGGGAAGACCGUGGACGGACCGGCGUCUCUGGCCAGGCAGGCCUUUGAGAACGGCAUUCGCAUGGGAAGGAAGGGCCGUGGCUCUAUAUUUGUUUGGGCUUCAGGAAACGGUGGGCGCAGCAGAGACCACUGCUCCUGCGACGGCUACACCAACUCCAUCUACACCAUCUCCAUUUCCAGCACGGCCGAGAGCGGACGAAAGCCCUGGUACCUGGAGGAAUGCUCGUCCACCCUGACCACUACGUACAGCAGCGGCGAGAACUACGACCGAAAGAUCAUCACAACAGACCUGCGACACCGAUGCACAGACAGUCACACCGGGACAUCAGCCUCGGCUCCCAUGGCAGCUGCCAUCAUUGCUCUGGCCCUGGAAGCAAAUACUUUUCUAACAUGGAGAGAUGUUCAGCACAUCAUCGUGAAAACCUCAAGAGCUGGACAUCUUAGCGCUCCUGACUGGAAGACCAAUGCCGCUGGUUAUAACGUCAGCCACCUGUACGGCUUUGGCCUUAUGGAUGCUGAGGCGAUGGUGAAGGAGGCGGAGCAAUGGAAGCACGUCCCCGCCCAACAAGUCUGCGUGGAGACCGCCGACAGACAAAUCAGCAGAACCAUCCGUCCGGAGCACUUGGUGCGCUCCGUGUACAAGGCGACUGGAUGUUCGGACAAUCCCAACCUCAAAGUGAUCUACCUGGAGCAUGUAGUUGUACGCAUAACAAUCACGCACCCUCGUCGUGGGGAUCUGUCGAUCAACCUGACCUCUCCGUCGGGGACCAAGUCGCAGCUGCUCGCCAACAGGUUGUUUGAUCACUCCAUGGAGGGCUUUAAGAAUUGGGAAUUCAUGACCACCCACUGCUGGGGAGAGAAGGCAGCAGGCGACUGGAUCCUGGAGAUCUACGACUCGCCCUCUCAACUCCGCAGCCAGAAAGUGCCUGGGAAGCUGAAGGAGUGGUCUCUGGUGUUGUAUGGCACCUCUGUCCACCCGUACUCCACUCAGCAAAAGGAUCGCUUCACAGACUCAUUGCAGCCUGAGGAGGAGUUCACUGAGGAGUACAACGGUCCCUGUGAUGCUGAAUGCAACGAGAAUGGCUGUGAGGGUCCCGGACCGCACCACUGCAUCAACUGCCUCCACUACUUCCUCAAGUUCAAGAACAACACCAGGGAAGGAAUAGUGGAAAGAUUCAAAGAGAACAUGGAUCCAAAGCUAAUUUCACCUCGUUGUAAAAGAGAGAAAAGAGAUGUUUGGAAACCACAGAUCUGGAGAGACUGUGAUCCGAAACGCUUCAAUGUGGGUUUAAAUAUAAAUCUUGGCAGGACUUUGCCAUCCUACUGUGGUACUUACAAGAUGUGUGUCUCUGAGUGCCCCAGUGGAUUUUUCCGUGACGACAGGAAGCGCUGCAAGAAAUGCUCCUCCAUGUGCGAGACGUGUGUCGGCAGUCGGAGCGACCAGUGCAUCUCGUGCAGGACGGGUUACCACCUCAUCGAGGGCUCCAACACGUGCGCUGCCAACUGUGCUGAUGGCUUCUACCUUGAUAGUGAUUCCAACAUUUGCAGAAGAUGUCAGGAGAACUGUAAGAGAUGUUCAGCCUCCAAUAUCUGCACUGAGUGUAAACCUGGGAUGAGUCUCCAAGGACAUAAAUGCCAGAUGACCUGUAACCCUGGAACCUAUUUCAACGGCCACAGAAGGACAUGCGAGCUUUGUCAUCGUGCCUGUGCCACCUGUGCAGGUACAGGUAUAGAAGCGUGUACCAAGUGUGCAGAUGACUACUUACUGGAGGACUGGCGAUGCGUGUUAACAUGCAGCCCUGGCUACUACCUGUCAGAGCAGACCUCAGACAACGGCCAGGUGCAGCGGUUCUGUAAGAAAUGUGAUAAUAGCUGCUUCGAGUGCCUGGGACCCGGGGAACUGAACUGCAGCAGCUGCAACAGCGGCUACAACUUGGAGGCGGGAACCUGCGUGGUUAGCACAGUCUGCAAAGAUGGGGAGUACUUGAGUAAACAGGGAACGUGCCAUCUUUGUGACAUUUCCUGUCUGCAGUGCACGGGUCCGGAAAGUGAAGCCUGCACCGUCUGCCCAGAUACAAGGUUCUUUGAAGAUGGCCGUUGUGUCAUCCGCUGCCAGGAGCGGCGCUAUGUCCAGGGGAAGCAGUGUCUUCCCUGUCAUAACACCUGCAAGGCGUGCACUGCUGAGGGUCCAGAUAGCUGCACCAGCUGUGACACAGACAGGUUGGGUGAACCCAGAUACCUGUUUCAGAAUCAGUGCCGGGAAGCCUGUCCUGAGGGCUUCUUCCAUUCUGCAAUGAUGUGUUGCGAGCCGUGUCCUGCAGAAUGCGUCGUUUGUACUGCAGCAGACCGCUGCGUCCAGUGCAGCUCCAGAUACAGGCUCAGAAAUGGCCACUGUGUCCAACUGGAGUGCAGCACAGAUGAGGCUUCAGACGAUGAUCAACGGGACUGCCUUCCCUGUGAUGAGGGCUGCAAGAAAUGCAGGCUCAAUGAUUCGGGAGAUCAGAAACAGAAAACUGCCUGCCUGGAAUGUGAAGACGGAUAUUAUCUGUUUGACGCUGACUGCCAUCAGUCCUGUCCAGACUGGACCUAUGAAGUGAAGGAGACCAUGAUGUGUUCUUCGUGUGAUGACCCAGUCUGUAGAGUCUGUGACCAGUCCCAGUGCUACUGGUGUGAAGACGGAUUCUACGUCUCUGAGGGAGAGUGUGUGGAUCAUUGCCAGGAAGGAUACUUCAUGGAUAAGGAAAGUCAGGAAUGUGAACCUUGUCACAGAGAGUGUCGCUCCUGUGGAGGGCCCGGAUCUGACAGCUGUGACUCCUGUGAAGACGGCUUCACUCUGAAAAAUGGGGAGUGUCUCGACGGGAAGCAGCUCGCUACUUGUCCUGAGGGACAGUUCAAAAACAGUCAAGGCAAAUGUGAACUGUGUCACUCCUCCUGUAAGAACUGCUUUGCUGCAAGGAAGGAAAGUUGCAGCAGCUGCAACUCUAAACAUUUUCUGACUCUGAAUCACACUUGCGUGUCUCGUUGUCCAUCUGGUACAUUUGGCAACAAGACAUCUGGACAGUGUGAUCCCUGCCUGAGCGGGUGUGUCGUGUGUCAGGAAGCCCAAGCCUGUCAGCGAUGUCUUACAGGACUUUAUCUGCAAAAUGGAACCUGCGUGGUGGAGUGUCAGAGAGGGUUCCCACAGGGUGAAGAAUGCCACCAAUGUGCCCCGGAGUGUGGAUCCUGCAAAGAACGUUCUUCCAACUGUUUGAGCUGUGAGAGACGCUUUCUGUUGCUGGACAACUCCUGCUUGUCCUCCUGUCCAAAGGGCUACUAUGACAACAGCAAAGAGUGCCUGCGCUGCCCACAGCACUGUAGCGAGUGCAGUCAGGAUGGCCUCUGCAAGAAAUGUGCAGAUUAUUACUUCCUGUACGAUGCUGAGUGUGUGGACGAGUGUCCUAAAGGUUACUUUGACAAUGACCAGGAGUGUAUGCAGUGUCAUGCUGACUGUGCUUCAUGUGACGGACCCGACCAGAAUGACUGCGAUGUGUGUCGCAACCCUAAAGCGGUCCGAUACUAUGGGGAAUGUCUGGCCAGGUGUCCAAGCAACACCUACCAUGAUGAGAACACCAAUGAAUGCAAAGCUUGUGACAAGUCGUGUCUGACCUGCUCAGGCCAUGAACCCACCGACUGCCUCAGCUGUGACACCAACAGACGUGUGGAUGAGAGCAGACACUGUGUGUGGAACAGUCAGUGCUCCAUGGACUCGUACAUGGACCUGAACGGUGAUUGCCAGCGGUGUCACACACAGUGCCGCCGCUGUGAUGGUCCAGGCAAAGACCACUGCCUCGGCUGCAACGAGCCGCAGCUCCUACUGAACACCACCUGUGUGAAGAAGUGUCCGCUGGGCUAUUACAUCGAGGACAAAGUUGAUCGUGUGUGUGAACGGUGCCACCCCAGCUGUGAGUCCUGCUUUGGUCAUCACAGUCAACACUGCAAAACCUGCAAACCAGGAUUUUUUAAACAGGCCAGCAGCUGUGUUGAAACCUGCUCUGAGAGCCACUUUGGCAACAAGACCACCAUGCUUUGUGAGCGCUGUGACCCCUCCUGCAGCCAGUGUGUAGGCAGUGGCAACACACACUGUCUGAACUGUAGGGAGGGCUAUGUGUACAUGAGGCCAUGGGGGCAAUGCCUGAAGAGUUGCCCUCCAGGGUACUACAAAGAUAUCUGGUCCACAGACUGUCACAAGUGUCACCACACCUGCAAGACCUGCAACGAUGAGGGCGCUUUGUCCUGUCUGUCCUGUUAUGACGGCUUCACCUUUGAGGGCGGAUUCUGUGACAACCCCUGUUUUAUAGGCUCCUACCCGGCCUCUAAGGAUUUGAAGCAUGAUGACCCAAACUGCAGACAUUGUGACCAAUCGUGUGAGGGCUGCUGGGGCCCCAGCAUGUGGCAGUGCACCCUCUGCCACCCGAGCCACAUCCUGGCCGAUGACGGCCGCUGCUUGAGCUGCUGUGGAAAGAAGACGCCACUUGACGACAAACCAAUACCCAGAGAGUGCUGCGACUGCGAGGCAUCAUACGUGCGGUGUAUCCUCGGUGUCAACUUUGUCAUGAGGUCAGCUGAGGAUUUAGAGAGCAGUGCCAGGUUCAACGUCAUGGCCUGCGUCAUGAGUAUCGUUGUUCUGGGUGGAGGGAUCUUUGUUUUGCUCUCCGCCCGCUCCAAGUGUUUCGCCAUCAAGUCCAAAACCAAGGAGGGGGGGUAUCAGAAACUGAACAUGAACGAUGUUAGUCCACCGCAGCCCACCACUUCCUCCUUUGGGGAAUACAGCGACAGAAUCACAGAGUGUGGGAACGAUGAGGAGUACGACGACGAAGACAUCGUGUACAUGAGUAAAGACGGAACGGUGUAUCGGAAAUUUAAGUACGGCCUUCUGGAUGAUGAUGAUGUCGAGCUGGAAUAUGACGAUGAGAGCUACUCAUACAGAUGAAGCAAAAACAUGAAAAAAUAGCUGUGCAAAAAUGUUAUUCACGCCUAUUUUUGGUACCACUUUACAAUAAGACAGCCUUAAUAAAUUAAUUAUUAGCAAGUAAUAACGUUUUAUUAGUGACGCUAUGAACACUAUAAACCAUUAAUAGAGAAUUAUUGUGUAUUAUUUUUAAAAAUGACAGACAAUAAAGGUGGAAAGUGCCUUGCUAAAUAAUUAUUCUGAGUUUAUGAGAAGUCUCAUUUAUAACAGCUUAUUAUUAUUAUUUAUGAAGCUUUAACAGCCUAAUUAAUGAUGCAAUUAAAGAAUUAUUUGUGAGGGCUGUCUUAUUUUAAAGUGGUAGAUUUUGCUUAUGAUUAUGUUUGUGAAUAUGUUUCUUGUUUAAGUGCCUUAACCGAUACAUCAAUGUAAUUAAGUCAAAUGAUUUUUCUCUGUGAUCUUAACUAAGAUUAUUAGCACAUUUUAUGGUUGAAGCAGGGUAAUAUCUUUCUAUUUAUUGAAAGAUGAUGACUAAAAGUGUAAUUUUUGUCUUUAAAAUUCAGAGGUUUCUUCGACAUGUUUCCUGUCAUGUUUGUAUUUUUACGUUUUUUGCUUACAUGUGAUCCCUAUAAGUCUGGGCCUUCAUUUUAAAUUUUCAGGUUGUGACUAGUUAGUGUGACAGUAGAGAGACGGUGGGAUUCACUCGUCUGUCAGACUUGUUUCCUGUGAUAACACCAAGCUGGAUGUAAAUGGUGAUGGUAGCUCCAUGGUAACAGAAACUAAAUUGUACAUAACAACAGUCAUAACUAAUAAAAUAUGUUGGUUUUUCCUA